GUCUGACUUUUCGAAGACAGCCAUGCAGAGAGGCGGGAGGGGCGCGUGGCCACGACAGAGGCCUCAGGGAGCAUCAGGAGGGGAUGACUCGCACAGACCGGUUGGGAGGGAGUCCACGCCUAUCUUCGAUGACGAUAACAUAGAGUUUUUUCUGGACUCCUACCAGGCACAUGCGGCACGGGAGGGCUGGUCUACCUUGGAGAGGAUACGGCACCUGAGGGGAGUUGCGCGUUUCGAGGAGCCUAUUGCGCACAUUCGAGAGGAGGCAUUGACCUGGCAGGAUGUGGAGGCAAGGAUGCAGACGUUAAGGGCUUCGCCGUUGGGACCAGAUGGGCUGCCUAUUCGGUUGGAGGAAGGCAAUGCGGAGGAUUUUAUCCCUGCCUAUGAGCAGUAUAUGCGCGACCAGGGGACUGGGCAGGAGGAGUGGAUGCAGACGCUGCCCCUCUGGACGCGGAGGGCGGAGAGGCCGUUGGCGAGGCAGAUCCGGGACAGGGCUCGUGACUGGGAGGACUGCCAGGACCAGUUAAGACAGGCAUUUCGACGACUGGAACCCGAGAGACCAGAGCCCAGGGUGGAGAGACGACAGAGGACAGUGCCAUUGAGGACGCCGCUCGAUAGGUUGGAGGCUCAUCUCGAUGCGUCCCAAUGGGGGGCAUCACAGUUGGGAGCAGACCAGAGCGGACCGGCACGGUAUGAGCCAGUAGAGGAUGAGCCAGAGGAGGAGCCACCUGAGCCAGGGCCCGAGGCGGGGUCUCGUGGGCCCGAGGAGCCGCAGACUGAGGGGGUUAUCACGGUUGGGGAUGAUACCCCUCCCCCUGCCCCGAUUCCGGAGCAGACGCGGCAGUAUUGGCCUGAAGGGAUUCCUGAGCCGAACAGUGAGGAGAUGUUGGGGCCUCCAUCGGAAGCUAUUACGCCACCCCCGACGCAGGCGGAGCCAGAGGAGGGCGAGAGGGCGAGGACACCUACUACUGUGGCGCCGGAACUAACUGAGCCUACAUGUGCACGCAUGGAUGUGGAGGUGCCGACCUCCGGGGAGCCUCCGCCACGGCCGCCACCCACAGAGGAGGGGACGAGUGAGAGAGACCCACUGCGAGAGGCCCAUGAGGCACGGGCAAGGAGGCCAUCAGGGGAGACGAAAGAAGAGAAGCGCGUGAGGGUGCAGGAGAAUGUGAGGGUGGAUGAGGCACGAGAGACAGGGGACUUGGGACUUUCAGCCGCCAGGAUGGAGAUUGAGCAUGCAGAUAGGAGGAUAGGUGAGGUGGCGAUCUCAUCCUUCCAACGGUACUCCAUGCUCAGCGAUGAGUUGGCGGCCUCGAGGUUAAAGGUGGGACAGUUGUCCACCCAGUUGGCAGAAGAGAGGGCAGAGAACCAAGCAUGGAGGUCCCGUAUGGAAGUCAAGGAAGUGGAAUGGGAGAAGAGGCUCCAGGACAUGGCGGCAAUGGUAGAGAGGCUCUCGGCCACUAAGGUGGUCGACUGGACGGAGCAGAGUCGGUAUGGUAUCCAAGGGAAGGAGGUACAGGGGCUCUUUGACCAGGAAGGAACGACAGAGACGCCACAGCAAGAGGGAAUGGGAAAGGUAUUCCUGGACCCAACAGAGGCGGCGGCAAGGCGGGAGGCCGAGGAGAGGAGGUUCAGCUUCAGGACUCCCACGGAGUUGGCCUCGCAACAGGCCACCGCUAUGACGAUUGAGGUUCCUGGGGACGAGUCGGCAUAUAGACCCCAACCUCCAGUGGCGGAGGGGGACCCCACAGAGGAGUCCCCUACAAUCCUUUUGGAGGUGCAAGAGGGUGCCCUUACGGGAGCAGCAGCAUCCACUGAACCGGAGGUGAUGGGGGGAGAGGCGUCUCGACUGGACGAGUUGGUGGCAACCAUGGAGCUGGACAUGUCGUCAGGAGGGCCUCAGAGGCAGGAGACCCCGAAGCGCGUGCCAGAGAUAGGGGAGCUGAGGACGCAGUUAGGCUCUUGGGCUACUGGAGCUGACUCAGGAGAGCACAUCUCAGAGCUGCAGCAGGAAGUUAUGAGCGAGCCAGCGACUGUCGUGACUUCCCAGCCUUCUUACCUGCAUGGGGAUGAGGGGGCGACUGCGAUGGGAGGAGUCCGCGAGGGUAGGCCACCGAGAUUGGACACUCCAGUGUACCGACCCAAGGGAGAUGAGAUGCUAGCAGGGCCGAGUACCCAGAUGAUGGAGGCAGGACCGACAGAGUCAUGGAGUAUGCCCCAGAGCCACGAGAUGAGCAGGAAAACUAGUGAGACGUCGUCGUUGCCUGGGUCCCAGAAGAAGAAGAGGAGGUAUCGGAGGAGAUCAGACGAUCAAUUUUUCUUCUGCAAGGACGGCGUACAUAGGGCUCUUGAAUGCCCAAAGUUCCUUAAGGACAAGGCGGCUGGGAGAGUGGCAGAGAGUGGUGGGAGGAUGUACGACAGACAAGGGCGAGUGGUAGCGCGGACUCCAGAUGGGGGUAGGGCACAAUUGUAUAGACAGAACCAAGAGGCCAUGAGUGAGUAGGGGCUGGCCUGUCUAUAUGACAGUAGGACUAGAGCUCCUCUGUACCCAGAGGUAAGGUUAGGGAUGUACGUACUCU
Chara braunii is the source of this 2579-nucleotide messenger RNA. The record is from the annotation of a GenBank genome assembly. NCBI's taxonomy places the organism in Eukaryota, Viridiplantae, Streptophyta, Charophyceae, Charales, Characeae.